AGAAGAAGAAGGACAUUUUGACAUUUGAUCAGGUUAAGUUUAGCUUAAGUUGUCUCGGUGCUUGCUGGUCAGAAAGGGGAUUAUUCCUUACAUUUAAAAUGCGGAGCGUCAGGUCGCUACAUACAAUCAUCAAUAAAGAUGGUCAACUACUCAGAAAACAGCCGUCGGGCCGAAUCAUCGCAGCCUUUGCUCACACAGAGCCUGCAGAAACAACGGAGCCUCCCGCAUCCUUUGCAGAAGUCGAGGAAGAAAAGCCUCCCCAGAAGCUCAACACUUCCCGAUUACUUCCGCAACAUCGUAAAAUGCUCCGUGAAGAGCGACCAUAUUCAGAGCCACACUCCUGGAUUCAUACAACGGAGAAAUACAACCGCAUGAUGUUCGGGCGCUACGGCUUAUCCAGCGGAGUCGACCCUCGAAUUUGCUUCCCCACCAAGUCCGACCUAGAAGAACAAGCGGAAUACGAACGAGUUGCUUUCCCGCACACCAUCCCUGAAAUGAUUGAAAUCAACAAAAAGGCGAAGGAAGAGAAACGUGCACAAAUCCGCAAGCGGGAAGAGGAACUUGAGAAGAAACUAGAGAAAUUGGAUCAGUGGAAGCGGGAACUGAAUGCUAAAAUUGCCAAGAAGGAAGCGGAAGCUCAGGCGGCGAAAGAAAGGAAGGAGCGACUUAUUGAGGAAGUGAGGAGGCACUUCGGGUUCAAGGUGGAUCCCCGCGACGACCGCUUCAAGGAGAUGCUAGAGCAGAAGGAGCGUGAAGACAGGAAGAAGACUAAGGAGGCGAAGCGGAAGGCCAAGGAGGAUAAGAUGCUUGCAAAGCUGCAAGAAACUGCGAAAGGAAUGAAUGAAAAGGAUACCAAAGGUGCAGCGAGUAAAGGACAAAUAGAGGAUAAGGAUUAGAAAAUGGGAUUGCGAUAGUUAUUGUUGGAGAAAGAAAAGUUGCAAAUAAAUUUAGAUAGAAUGAG
Messenger RNA from Hermetia illucens (black soldier fly), 961 nucleotides. It is a transcript of the gene CRIF, whose product is annotated as growth arrest and DNA damage-inducible proteins-interacting protein 1. The coding region runs from base 99 to 896 and encodes 265 amino acids. The record is from RefSeq and is a predicted model, not a curated record. Lineage: Eukaryota; Metazoa; Arthropoda; Insecta; Diptera; Stratiomyidae. The transcript has a single exon. Gene Ontology annotation, cellular component: nucleus.